AUGUUCAAGUUGCUCGGUUUGACGCUGCUCCUGACGGUGGUGGUGGUCCUUGGUCGGCCGGAGCCACCAGUCAACUCCUAUCUCCCGCCAUCCGAUAGCUACGGUGCCCCGGGUCAAGGCGGUCCAGGUGGUCCAGGUGGUCCGGGUGGUGCGGGCAGGCCCUCGGACUCGUACGGUGCUCCUGGCAGCGGCGGCGGCGCUGGACGACCCUCGGACAGCUACGGAGCUCCCGGCUUGGGUCAGGGUCAGGGUCAAGGACAAGGACAAGGUGGCUUCGGCGGCAAGCCCUCGGACACGUAUGGUGCUCCUGGCGGAGGAAACGGCAACGGCGGUCGUCCUUCGAGUAGCUAUGGUGCUCCUGGUCAGGGCCAGGGUCAAGGUGGAUUCGGAGGUCGCCCCUCGGACUCGUACGGUGCUCCUGGCCAGAAUGGUGGCUCCGGCAGCGGCGGACGACCGUCGAGCAGCUACGGCGCUCCCGGACAGGGACAAGGCAACGGAAAUGGCGGUCGUCCUUCGAGCAGCUACGGUGCUCCUGGCGGCGGAAAUGGCGGACGACCCUCGGACACUUAUGGCGCUCCAGGCGGCGGCAAUGGAAAUGGCAACGGCAACGGCGGUCGUCCUUCGAGCAGCUACGGUGCUCCUGGCCAGGGUCAGGGUCAGAAUGGUGGAUUUGGCGGUCGUCCUUCGGACUCUUAUGGAGCUCCUGGCCAGGGCCAAAGACCCUCGGAUUCGUAUGGCGCCCCGGGCACUGGAAAUGGCAAUGGAAACGGCAACGGCAACGGUGGACGUCCUUCGAGCAGUUACGGAGCGCCCGGAUCGGGUCCUGGGGGCCGUCCGUCCGACUCCUACGGACCCCCAGCCUCGGGAUCAGGACCAGGUGGCGCCGGAGGCAGCGGACCCGGUGGCUCGGACUACGAAAACGAUGAGCCCGCCAAGUACGAAUUUAAUUACCAGGUCGAGGACGCGCCCAGCGGACUCUCGUUCGGGCACUCAGAGAUGCGCGACGGUGACUUCACCACCGGCCAGUACAAUGUCCUGUUGCCCGACGGAAGGAAGCAAAUCGUCGAGUACGAGGCCGACCAGCAGGGCUACCGUCCGCAGAUCCGCUACGAGGGCGAUGCCAACGACGGCAGCGGUGGCAGCGGUCCUGGUGGCCAGAACCUGGGUCCCGACGGCUACUCCAAUGGGCGUCCUGGCAAUGGCAAUGGCAACGGCAACGGCGGUUACUCCGGAGGACGUCCUGGCGGUCAGGACUUGGGUCGCGAUGGUUACUCCGGCGGUCGUCCUGGUGGCCAGGACUUGGGUCAGGGUGGCUACUCUAGUGGAAGACCAGGGGGUCAGGAUUUGGGCCAGGGAGGCUAUUCCGGUGGACGACCAGGUGGCCAGGACUUGGGUCAGGGAGGCUAUUCCGGAGGACGACCAGGUGGCCAAGAUCUAGGCGCUGGUGGCUACUCCAGUGGCAGGCCAGGCGGAAAUGGCGGCAACGGAAACGGAAACGGCGGUGGUGGCUCAGAAGGCGGUCGCGUGAUCAUCGGCGGACGUGUGAUUGGCGGCCAGGAUGGCGGCGAUCAGGGCUACUCCGGCGGAAGGCCCGGCGGCCAGGAUCUGGGACGCGAUGGCUACUCCAGCGGACGGCCAGGCGGACGGCCGGGGCCCAAUGGCCAGGACAACCAGGAUGGCCAGGGCUACUCGAGCGGCAGACCGGGUCAGGGCGGCAGGAACGGCUUUGGUCCCGGUGGCCAGAACGGCGACAACGAUGGCAGUGGCUAUCGCUACUAG
Drosophila ficusphila is the source of this 1779-nucleotide messenger RNA. It is a transcript of the gene resilin, whose product is annotated as pro-resilin. Gene Ontology annotation, cellular component: extracellular matrix. The record is from RefSeq and is a predicted model, not a curated record. Bases 1 to 1779 code for a protein of 592 amino acids. The transcript has 4 exons. NCBI's taxonomy places the organism in Eukaryota, Metazoa, Arthropoda, Insecta, Diptera, Drosophilidae.